Messenger RNA from Portunus trituberculatus (swimming crab), 1313 nucleotides. Its product is annotated as homeobox protein BarH-like 1. Gene Ontology annotation, molecular function: DNA binding; DNA-binding transcription factor activity, RNA polymerase II-specific. The transcript has 4 exons. The coding region runs from base 1 to 1029 and encodes 342 amino acids. The record is from RefSeq and is a predicted model, not a curated record. NCBI's taxonomy places the organism in Eukaryota, Metazoa, Arthropoda, Malacostraca, Decapoda, Portunidae. Gene Ontology annotation, biological process: regulation of DNA-templated transcription.
AUGGCGCUCCUGCGCCUCGCCUACGCCGACGCCCUCACCCCCACGCCACCAAUACAAUCACCGCCCAUUUCACCGACCAUCCCCCGCAGGAGGACGCCCACGCCGCCCACUUCCUCCUCGCUACCUGUCCUGCUGCCUGGCUUCCCGCCCCCUGCGUACGGCGCCUCGCGGGGCUUCCUAAGGCCGGACAAAGUCCUGGACAUGCGGCAGCUGCUGCCUCUGCCCGGCGCGCGGCAGCAGUACGGCGGCGGUGUGCCUCUGGUGGCGCCCCAGCAUCCACCCCACCACCACUACCUUUGGGCGGCGCGGUACUCCUCGCUGCUGUCCUCGCUGCCGCUGCAAGAUUACGAGGUGACCAGCCCCAGUACCUCCCGCACCAACAGCCCGCCAGUCCCCGUGCCUGUCCCUGUGUAUGUGAGGACGCGACCCACGGCCCUCCCUGACACCUCCACCAAGAAGUGCCGCCGCUCUCGCACUGUCUUCACUGAGCUGCAGCUGGUGGGACUGGAGAGGCGGUUCGAGGCGCAGAAAUACCUGAGCACACCUGACAGAGUGGACCUGGCGCGCUCCCUCGGCCUGACUCAACUCCAGGUCAAAACUUGGUACCAGAACAGGAGGAUGAAGUGGAAAAAACAGGUGAUGCAGGAGGGGAGCAAGGAACCCCCAACAAAACCCAAGGGGAGACCAAAGAAAAACUCAGUCCCCUCCUUUGCUGAGCUCCAGAGACAGAAGGAAGAGGAAGAGGAAGAGGAGGCGAGGAGGAAGAGGGCGUCACAAACCACAGAGGACGAGGAAGACAUAAGACCAAGCAUUGAGGAAGACGAUGAAGAGGAAGAGGAUGAUGAAGAGGAAGAAGAGGAUGAUGAAGAGGAGUUAGACGUGGGGAUGGAAAGAGGAGUAACAGGGAUGGAGGUGCAGGGUGAGGGGAGAGAGGGGAGUGAGAGGGGAGAGGAGGGUGAGAGGGGGAUAUCCUUGCCUCUCUCUUUCGAGCCCCCAAUUCGGUUCAGAGGGGAAGAACCGAACCAGUAACUCAAGAACCAGUUUUCAUCCCCUCUCUCCCUCACUCACUCUCCCCUCUCUCUAUCUCUCUCUCUCUCUCUCUCCUCUCCCUCACGCCAUGCAAGGGAGUGAGAGCCGCCAAAAAGAGAGGGAGAGGAGAUAUAAAACCUCUUUCCGUCUUGCCACUUCUGGGGACGAAAGGGGAGAGGUGAGGGGAGGGGAGAGGGGAGAGAAAGGAGAGGGGAGAGGAGAGAAAGAGAGGAGAGAGAGGCCGGGGAGAAGAGGGGAUAACAUGGUUGUAGAGGCACUUUCUU